Molecule: messenger RNA, 165 nt
Organism: Effrenium voratum
Lineage: Eukaryota; Dinophyceae; Suessiales; Symbiodiniaceae
Source: the annotation of a GenBank genome assembly
GCUGCUUUUCACGAUCGAUGGCGACGAUGACGACAAACAGCCUCUCGCGCAAUACUUCAACAGUGCGGACUGGAUGUUCGCAGAUCCUCGGUAUCAGGAUGAGAGCUUUGACGCGCGCGUGGCCCCGACAUUCAGUUUCACGCCCAACAAAGGCGCGCCGAACAG